Messenger RNA from Saccoglossus kowalevskii, 1221 nucleotides. RefSeq names its product glycine receptor subunit alpha-2-like. Gene Ontology annotation, cellular component: membrane. Gene Ontology annotation, molecular function: extracellular ligand-gated monoatomic ion channel activity; GABA-A receptor activity. Gene Ontology annotation, biological process: gamma-aminobutyric acid signaling pathway; chloride transport; monoatomic ion transmembrane transport. Lineage: Eukaryota; Metazoa; Hemichordata; Enteropneusta; Harrimaniidae. The record is from RefSeq and is a predicted model, not a curated record.
AUGGUGGGGCUUAUGACACGGUGUGCGGCAAAGUAUUUUGUAUUCUGCAUGGUCAUCUUCACACCAAAUGUACUGUUAGCUGACAACACGACAAACCAAAAUGCGAACUCGACUGGUCUGGUGAAUGGCGAUUCACAGCAUGAACUCAUUGGGGAUGUCAAGGAGGUGCUGGAAAAUCUAUUUGAUGGCUAUGACAAAAGACUCAGGCCUGAUUACGGAGAUGCGUACAAUACACGUGAUAUUGACUAUCGCUGGGUUGAUAAGGAACCCAUCGUUAUUAUGGAUGACAUAACACUUCCACAGUUUUCAAUACUUGGACACAACAACCGAACAGUUCAUGCGACGUACGUAGUUGGUAACUUCACCCAGUUGAUCAGUGAUUACUACCUUGGACGUAUGCUAUCAUAUUACCUUAUUCAGACUUACUUCCCAUCCAUACUCAUCGUCAUCCUGUCGUGGGUGUCAUUCUACAUCAACCGAGGCGCAACGCCAGCUCGCGUUGCCUUAGGAAUCACUACAGUUCUCACUAUGGCAACAAUCAUGGCGUCCUCUAAUGCAUCGUUACCAAAGAUUUCAUACGUGAAGGCAAUCGACGUGUUUCUCCUGAUGUGCUUUCUGUUUGUUUUUGCAUCGUUGGUGGAAUACGCCACAGUCAGCUACUAUAAUAAACCUCGCUACAAAGAAAACAAGCGACGGAGACAAAUGCAGAAAAAGAUGAACGAUAUAGAAAUGAACUCUGCCGCUGUAGCGAGACACAAUAGCGAGGGGCGGAAUGAGCUGUACCAGGUUCCAGAUCCACCAGAAGUAAAUGUUGCAUUCGAGCAGGUCAACGAAUUCGGGAGAAUCUAUGGGUCUGAAGACUGUGGGGAUUGUGAGACAAGGUACUGCGCAUCGAAUGCCAGCAUACGACGCCAAAAUACGAGGCAGGCUGACGAUUCGAUGAACACCAACGUCACUCUUCAUCCAGACCGAGGCUGUAGGCAACAAGAGACAACAGUUACCAUCGCCCAAAACCAUGGCAACCAUGGCAAACACGGUAAAUUACGCACCAGGUUGAAAGAAAUGAAGGAAGCAGGACUCAAUGCCAGCAAGAUUGAUAUCUACUCCCGCUUAAUUUUCCCGUUUGUGUUUUUGGUCUUGAACUCAGCUUACUGGGGUUAUUAUUUAAAUGUAACUGACCUGACCAUUGAGGAGCUACUAGCCAGAGACGCGACACAUUAG